Gordionus sp. m RMFG-2023 is the source of this 2260-nucleotide messenger RNA. Its product is annotated as T-cell immunomodulatory protein-like. The transcript is spliced from 17 exons. The coding region runs from base 43 to 2097 and encodes 684 amino acids. Gene Ontology annotation, cellular component: plasma membrane. The record is from RefSeq and is a predicted model, not a curated record. NCBI's taxonomy places the organism in Eukaryota, Metazoa, Nematomorpha, Gordioida, Chordodea, Parachordodidae.
CCAUGAUAAAGUAAAAAUUUAUCUUAACAAUAUGUUCAAUACAUGUUUAUCCUCAUAUUUAUAUAUGCUAUAUUGAAACUACACGGAUGUGUAUUUACAAAUAUUACUGCAUUGUUAUUCUCAUUUGGCAAUGAAGGUUUGUUAUCAGCAUUUUCAGAUUUAAAUUCAGAUAAAAAUGUAGAUUUAUUUGUAAUUGAUAAAACUGGUACAAAAUUAAAUAUUUAUCUUAAUGAAAACAAGAAAUUUCGUUUUAUAACAUCAUAUUUUAUUAUUGAUUUAAGUCAUACUAAUCAAACUAUAUAUAAUGUUGUUCCUGGUGACUAUGAUGGAGAUUCUGUGCAAGAUGUAUUACUAAUUUUGGGGUCUAACAAUAAAAGCCCUCCCCUCUCAUAUAAUCUGCAAAUUUAUUGGGGAAAUAUCAGUGGAUUUUCAUCUCACACUGAAAUAAUUGGCAAAAUAAAAGAUUCACCAUUAAUUUUUGACUACAAUGGUGACAUGUUACCUGAUAUUUGUGCUGAGCUUCUUGAAGAUAACUUAAGAUAUUAUUGGAUAUCAAACACUGAUCGCACUUUCCAUCAGAUUUUAGUCACAACAGAAGAGUUAUUUCCAAUGUCUAUUCCCAACUCAAAUGCUUAUAUUGACAUGAAUGAUGAUUUAACUCCAGAUAUAUUUAUUACUUCACAAAGCCCCACACGCAAUAUUGAUCAAUUUGAAAGAUGGAUUAAUAAAAAUGGAAAAUUUACUAGGCAAGACAUUUACAUGGGGAAAGAUUUUUGGAUAACCGAUUCGAAAUUGGAUAAAAGAUAUGGAAUAACUAGGUCGGGUCAUUCAUUGUUCGUAGAUUUCAAUGCCGCAGCCAAUAUGAAGCAUUUAAUGCUAGCCUGUGGCUCAUUGAAUGUUGAAAUGUGUGAGGAAUGGGCUAUUUUGGCGUGGUUUCAGAAUACAAAUAUAACAAAAAGUCGUUGGGAAGCGGUCUACAUUUAUGAAUGGGACAAAAAUUUAACACAAAACAAAUAUAUGAUUGAUUUUAAUUAUGGUAUUGUUGGUACCAAUUUUCCUCCCGGUGCUUUUCCGCCCAGAAUGAGUAUUGGAGAUUUUAAUUUUGACGGUUAUCCCGAUGUUCUUUUAAUUUUAACGUCCGAAAUUAUAGUCAAAAAUGGUAAUAGAAUCGAGAAAAAAUUUAUCCGAACCCCUGCUAUUCUUCAGAACAUUCCCUGCAUACCGGAUAUCCUCGACCAAAGCGAUGUACAUACAUCUAAUCCAGAAAUUUGUAAUUUUUUGGACCGAAAACUCAAAUUGAUCCCGACUUCCCUCACUCCUGAUAAUAAUUUUAAUCUAAAUGACGAUAAUCUUAAAGAAAGAUCGGCAUUUACAGCGAAUAAUGAUCACUUGAUUCAGAACCCUGUACUUGCGGUGUUUUUCGACAUCUACAAUGAUGGUUUAUUAGAUAUUUUGGUAGUUGUAAGCGAAUUUGAAAGUAAUAUAUUAGUUGAAAAUUGGAAAGACAAUGCAGCAGGAAAAUGGAAGGGAUUUGGAAUUCAGGCUUUCAAAAACAAUAUGGAUUUGGAUGCUAGUUUUGUCAAAACAUUAGUUUUGAAUGGUAGAUGCUGGAUAGACUGUAAAUUGCAUUCCAGGCCAUAUGGAAUAAUUCCUCCAGGUGCCGUAGUCAAAUAUCAAACCACCUAUUCAAAAGAUGCCCCUACACAGGCCAUGAGUUGCCAAAUGAUGCAAACAUCUCAUUUUGCAUUAAAUUUGCCUUACGUCAUAUUUGGGUUAGGAAGGAGACCCAAUUUUAUCGAUAAACUGGAAGUCGGGUUCUCUAGACCCUACAAUAAGCCCGCCAGGUACCAUAAUUGGGCAGCUAUAAUUCCCAAUUCACAAAUGAUCAUAAUACCAUAUCCCAACAAUGAUUCCUCUAAGUGGCAACACAUCCUCUUACUUACGCCGAGCUAUUUUAUAAUAAAAAUAGGAGCUACUUUAAUAGCCACUUGUUUAUUCUUGGGCAUGAUUAUUGCUAUAUUGCAUUGGAAAGAAAAGAGGGAGGAUUUUGUGGAACGUCUAAGGAAUGCACACCAAUUCCAUUUUGAUGCCUUAUAAAAAAUGUUUAAAUUUGUCAACAUUCUUGUUGAACACGAAAUAUUUUUUUAGAGAUUUCCAGAGAAAUUUUAUAAAGUGAAGUCAGGUGACUCAAUGCUUUAGGCCUUUAUACACUAAUUUAUUAUAAUAUAUUAUCAAAUUUGUCGACUUGUAUAAUAAAAUA